Urocitellus parryii (Arctic ground squirrel) is the source of this 1476-nucleotide messenger RNA. The record is from RefSeq and is a predicted model, not a curated record. Lineage: Eukaryota; Metazoa; Chordata; Mammalia; Rodentia; Sciuridae.
CCUCCCCCCUCCUGGGUACCAGUCGGCGCUCCCGGGCGCUGGCGGCGGAAGAGAUGGAGCCGCGUCACGAGCGCCCGGCCCCUUAAAACGCUGCUGCCUGGAGCCGCCUCCCUCCCUGCAACCCGCGGCGGGGAUGGAGUAAAGGGGGACCCGUCGACCUGCCCGCGGGGAUCAGCGAUGGAGUUAAAGCAAUCUUUAUCCACCCAUCUGGAAGCUGAGAAGCCUCUGAGGCGCUAUGGGGCGGUGGAGGAGACAGCAUGGAAAGCGGAGGGACUGGGGAGAACCCAGCUGGACAUCAUCUCCAUGGCRGAGACCACCAUGAUGCCCGAGGAGAUCGAGCUGGAGAUGGCCAAGAUCCAGCGUCUCCGGGAAGUGCUCGUCCGCCGGGAGUCUGAGCUCAGGUUCAUGAUGGAUGACAUUCAGCUCUGCAAGGACAUCAUGGACCUCAAGCAGGAGCUGCAGAACUUGGUCGCCAUCCCAGAAGAAGAAAAAACCAAGCUGCAGAAGCAGAGAGAGGAGGAGCUCAUCCAGAAGAUCCACAGACUCGUGCAGAAGAGAGACUUCCUCGUGGACGACGCGGAGGUGGAGCGGCUAAGGGAGCAAGAAGAAGACAAGGAAAUGGCCGAUUUCCUGAGAAUCAAGUUGAAACCUCUAGACAAAGUAGCCAAAUCUCCAGCCAGCUCCCGGGCAGAGAAGAAAGCAGAGCCCCCACCUAGCAAGCCCACAGUGGCCAAGACUGGGCUGGCACUCAUCAAGGAUUGCUGCGGGGCCACCCAGUGCAACAUCAUGUAGCCCCCACACGGGGUGCCCCGGAGCCACGGGGACCCCCUCCCACCCUCUUGUCGUCAUAGCCCCCAUUUCACCGGGGCCUAAGAGCUCUCCAAGGCUUCCGGAAGGGGUUGAAGRCAAGCCUGUGACUGCCGCCAGGGGCCAUGGGGCGCGGCAGGCGGGCCGGCCGCCCUGUACAGAGUGUAGCAAUAGGGAGUCCCUCACCGUCGCAUGGCCCUCCCCAGAGCAUGCCGAACCCAGGAGUCUGCCUCACCAAUUAUCCAACCACCAGGAAGGUCCUCCCUCAGAAAAGUUUAUCUCCACUUCUAUUUAGCUGUAUCUAACCCACUGUGCAAGUCAUCUGGGAGAGGGGCAUCGGUCCCCAGGUGUGUAUAGUUGUGACUUCUCAACAAUCUAGCACCGUGUUGGACACCUCCCCCUCCACGCUCCCAGCUCUGCUGUCAGGCCUGCCCCAAAUAGGCACAGGUCCCAUCCCCCGUCUGUCCUCUCCCAGGGACCGUGCCCCCCACUGGGGGGCCCUCCACGUAGCCCAUGCAUCUCUCAGGCACCAUCAGUGUCACGUUCUUGGAGGCCGAUGGCCUGUCUGUAAAGACUUGAGCUUGUGUGCCACGCUGUGGUCACAUCUCCUGCUUCCUCCCAUCCUGUGUCCGGGCCCAGUUCACAUCGGGAGGGUGUCCACUGUGUUCU